This is a messenger RNA of Electrophorus electricus (electric eel), 4114 nucleotides long. RefSeq names its product tripartite motif-containing protein 16-like protein. Gene Ontology annotation, molecular function: protein binding; zinc ion binding. The record is from RefSeq and is a predicted model, not a curated record. NCBI's taxonomy places the organism in Eukaryota, Metazoa, Chordata, Actinopteri, Gymnotiformes, Gymnotidae.
AUUAAAAAUCAUAAGCGCAACAUUUAGUUGUAUUCCGUAAAUCAUGGAUUUCCACCAGCGCUGAAUGAAAUGUGAGCUUUGAUAGCUGGGACGUCCGUCGUUUGCUGGGUGGUCGUCAUUGGUUACGACCAAUAUUAGUAAGUUCAUACCGAAACUGAAAGUGAACCCCAAGAUGAAGAGCCUCAUAUUCGUCUGCUGUACAGGCCUGAUAGCUUUCCCGUACGGCUGCAGUUCAGGUUGGUGAAGUCCGGCUGGUUCUGUCUGAGGGCUUCAUUCUGAACAUCAUCCAUCCAAACUGAUUCAUGGCAGCAAAGGAAAUCCAGAGAGCAGCAGGGGAGAGUGAUGACAGUGAUAAAAGCAUGGAUGGACAACGUCUUGACCUCUCUGCUGAGGAGAUGAAAAUGGCAGAGGUCAGACUUUCAGAAGAUCAGCACCAGUUCAGCUGUCCAGUCUGUCUGGAUCUACUGAAGGAUCCAGUGGCUAUUCCCUGUGGACACAGUUUCUGUAUGGUGUGUAUUAAUGACUGCUGGUAUCAGGAUGAUCAGAGGGGAGUCUACAGCUGCCCUCAGUGCAGAGAGACUUUCACUCCAAGACCUGUUCUACGCAGAAACUACAUGCUGGUUGAAGUGGUGGAGAAACUGAAGAAGACAGAAUUCCAAGCUGCUUCUCCUGUUCACUGUUACGCUGGACCUGGAGAUGUAGAGUGUGAUUCCUGCACUGGGAGAAAACACAAAGCCAUCAAGUCCUGUUUGGUGUGUCUGGCCUCCUUCUGUGAAACUCAUAUCAGACCUCACUAUCAGUCUUCUGCCUUUAAGAAACACACGCUGGUUAAAGCCUCCUCAAGACUACAAGAGAAGAUCUGCUCUGAACAUGAUAAACUGACUGAGAUCUUCUGUUGUACUGAUCAAAGUUUCAUUUGUUAUUUGUGUAUGAUGGAUGAACACAAAGGUCAUGAUACAGUGUCAGUUGCAGCAGAAAGAAAUAAGAAACAGACUGAGCUACAUGAGGAGCAGAGGAAACACCAGCAGAGAAUCCAGGAGAAAGAGAAUAAGGUCCAGGAGCUGAAGCAGGCUGUGGAUACUCUUAAGCGCUCUGCACAGACAGCAGUGGAGGACAGUGAGAGGAUCUUUACUGAGCUGAUCCGCUCCAUUAAGAAAAAACACUGUGAGGUGAGAGAGCUGAUCAGGGAUCAGGAGAAGACUGGACUGAGUCAAGCUGAAGGACUGCUGGAUCAACUGGAGCAGGAGAUUGCUGAUCUUAAGAAGAGAGACACUGAGCUGGAGCAGCUCUCCCACACAGAGGAUCACAUCCAUUUCCUCCAGGCAAACUGUGUCUCUUCUGGAUCUGUGGACUCAUACAUCAUCUCUGUCCAUCAACAUCCCUCAUUUGAUGGAGUGAAGAAAUCUCUCUCUGAUCUGAAGGAGCAAAUAGAGACAUUCUGCAAAGAGGAAUUCAGCAAAAUCUCUCCACAUGCUGCAGCAGUUCAGAUGUUACCACCAGAGCCAAAGACCAGAGAAGAUUUCCUGAAAUAUUUCUGUCAGCUGACUCUGGAUCCCAACACAGCACACCGUCGCCUCAUUCUGUCUGAGAGGAACAGAGUGGUGACAAACAGUAAGAGAGUCCAGCCAUACUCUGAUCAUCGAGAGAGAUUUAACUACUGGACUCAGGUGUUGUGUAAGGAGAGUGUGUGUGGACGCUGUUACUGGGAGGUUGAGUGGAGCAGUGUGGGAUGGGUGUUCAUAUCAGUCUCAUAUAAAGAUAUCAGCAGGAAAGGACGGGGUAAUGAGUGUGUGUUUGGACACAACACUCAGUCCUGGAGUCUGGUGUGUUCUUCUAAUCUCUCUUUCUGGCACAACAACAUUGAGACUGAGAUCUCAGAUCCACCGUCCUCCAGAAUAGGAGUGUAUGUGGAUCACAGUGCAGGAACUCUGUCCUUCUACAGAGUCUCUGACACAAUGACCCUCCUACACACAGUCCACACCACAUUCACUCAGCCUCUCUAUGCUGAGUUCUGGGUCUAUGGAGGAUCAACUGUGAGGUUAUGUGAUAUAAAAUAAUGUUUUGAUAUUUUACUAUUCUAAGUAAGUUGAUUUAAUUAGGAGUCAGAUCAGUUUUAGUCUGUAUCUACAGUACAUACAAUAGUCUUUCACACCACAUUUACUCAGUCCCUCUAUGCUGGUUCAGAGUGGGUCAUUGGUUUUUUGUUAGUGAUAGCUCAUGUGUGAGAUUAUGUGAUCCAUAAUAAUGUGUCUGUGCUACAUUAUGGUCAGUCAUGAGAAGAUGAGAAAUCCAUGCACACUAUAACAUUGGUCCUACAUGAUAUUGUUAAUUUAUCCAUCUUAGCCUCUCUGAUCUUGGUUAGGACUCUUGAAUCAUCAGUUUCACUGUUGGACACAAUAACAAAACACACAGAAAGAGGCCCAUGAGUUUAUUAUGGUCAAUUACUGUCACUUUUUUAAAAUUAAAAAACAUGUACUUAUAACUUGAUUCCUAGAUGAUUUUAGGAUAAAUUUUGCUUCAUGAGUCUUAAAAUAAUCAGAGGUUUCCAGAGAAACAAGAUGUUUCAGACAGGUCUUUCAUCAGCUGUGCAAGCAAAUUGUUUCUGGAGGUCAAAGAGGUGAAAUCAUCUUUUUUGUGAUGAUUAGAUCAUAAAUCAUAUUGUGGAUUAUUUCUGAAAUAAAUUCCAUAUAAUACAUGAGCCCAUGUCACAUCUACACAGGGUCCCAUUAAACUUAGAAUUAUGUAUCCGGGAUAAAUUGGAUUUCUGUAUUUUCUACUGUAAAACUGUAUCAGAUUGUUUAUGUGUUAUAUUUUAAUCAGUGAAUUCUCUUCUCCUCUCCAUCUGUGGAAAGCAGAAGUCCAAGUAACCAGAUGAAUGUCAGUGUACUGUAUGAAGGUCCCGUAGUAGAUAAACCAGCAGUAUCAGGCUCUUAAUCUGCAUUAGCAAAGAAAUCCCAGAACAACAAAACAGGGUCACUACAACAAACAGGCAGUGGAAUAAACCACUCACCAUUCACUUAGAGUGUUAGGGUCUGAAGUUGUAUGUUUGUGGGUUUGUCCAGCCUAUGUUAAUCAUUUAUCCAAGUGUCUUCAUGUUCACUAUAACUGUUACGUGUGAGUGCCACCCUUGUCUAUAUGUUUGUGUCAUUAAAUGUUUCACAACGCUGAGACAGUCUGUGCAUCCUGCUCCACGCCCUGCAGCACUCGGGCACCAUUACAGAUUCACUUUAUAAAGGGAUGUAAAAGUAUUAAACAUGUAGCAGGUAUCAUGGGCAAUCUUUUGUAAACUUAUUACUACAAAACUAUACCUAAAGAAACAAAGAAUAGGAGAAUGAACUUCUUACUAUUAUAAUUAUUGGUGCAAAAUUACAUUAUCAGUUGAGAAAUACAUUUUACUGUUUUCAUCGCACUCCAUGCAUCUUAUAAGACAUUGCAUCCUCCUUUUUGGCAAGAAAUACAACGCAAUACAUGUAGUGGAUUCGGAAAGAAUUCACACAAAUUCACUUUUAGCACAUUUAAUUAUGAUUUAGAUUUAAUUUGAAAUAGGGAAAUUUGCCAUUGAUCAGAGUUAUGAAUCCUUUCUGAAUCCACUGUACAUAUUUGAUCAGUGACACUGAAUUUGUUGUGCUUGUUCUAUUCUCAAGCAUUGAAUGUUACAGAAUCGACUCAUUUGCUACAUUGUAUAAUUGAAAAAGCACCAAACUUUCGAUGCCUCCUGCAGCUCUAGUGAGGGGAGUGUGGAGGGGAGAGGAAUAAAAUAUUAAAUUGAAUAUUAUUGAAUAAAAUAAACUUAAUAUGACAAGUGAUUUAAUAACUUUUAAGGGUAAUGAAAUUAAAUAUCGUUUCUUGUAUUUAUUGCUGAUCAUAUUGUUUAGACAUUGUACAUGUGUUCAGUCCUACCUUACACCUUGAACUAGUUCUACUGUACAUGUGUGUAUUUGUGUAUUUUGAUUUAGUUAAACUGUAUAUGUGUGUUUUUAAUUUAUAAUUAAAGUUGAUUCAUCAGUCCCCCUCAGUUCCUCUAGUCUGGCUUUUGAAAUGUUGUGCUCAGUAACAAAAUCGGCAUAAACGUAAAACAUUUUCAUUAGUAACAGCUGUAAUGUAAAGAAAUUAU